Messenger RNA from Ictalurus punctatus (channel catfish), 6762 nucleotides. It is a transcript of the gene grik2, whose product is annotated as glutamate receptor, ionotropic, kainate 2. Gene Ontology annotation, biological process: modulation of chemical synaptic transmission; monoatomic ion transport; synaptic transmission, glutamatergic. Lineage: Eukaryota; Metazoa; Chordata; Actinopteri; Siluriformes; Ictaluridae. Gene Ontology annotation, cellular component: postsynaptic membrane; presynaptic membrane; kainate selective glutamate receptor complex. The coding region runs from base 346 to 2976 and encodes 876 amino acids. Gene Ontology annotation, molecular function: kainate selective glutamate receptor activity; transmitter-gated monoatomic ion channel activity involved in regulation of postsynaptic membrane potential. The record is from RefSeq and is a predicted model, not a curated record. The transcript is spliced from 17 exons.
GCGCGCUUUCCUCUCCGCUCCAACGGAACAGCUCAACUACUUCCUCCGGCUCUGUGACUGCACUCCAGCUCGCGCGGCUUCUGCCAAAGCAGGCUGCUCGCGCAUGGAUUUCGGCUGGAUUUGUGCCGUCUGACAUGGAUGGCCCGAGGCUCGCCGAGUCGGAAGCCCGUUCCUUGGUGCAGUGAGAAGGAAGGACACGCGGCGCUUUUCUGGAAACGGAUGCGGGACGCGAGCGCGCGACUCCUCCGUAACCAUGCCGUGAUCUCUGAGCGCUGGCCUUCACCCCUCCUAGACGACUAAAGAGCAAUUCUGUGGGGAGUUUUGCAAUCCAAAGGAAUUAAAACGAUGUACAUUGCAGGCAUCAUGAAGAUUACCUCCCCGUUGAUAACUCAUGCGAGCUUCAGGCGAUCCGUCAAGAUCCUUCUGCUGCUUCUGUUAUGUGUGGGAUACUCUCGCGGGAUGCCACAUGUUUUAAGAUUCGGGGGGAUAUUUGAAUCCAUUGAAACUGGGCCAUCUGGUGCUGAGGAACUAGCCUUUAAAUUUGCUUUAAAUACAAUCAACAGAAACAGAACCCUACUGCCGAACACAACACUAACAUAUGACAUCCAAAGGAUAAACAUCCAUGACAGUUUUGAGGCUUCCAGAAAAGCAUGUGAUCAACUCUCUCUGGGAGUGGCAGCUAUUUUUGGCCCCUCUCACAGUUCUUCAGCCAAUGCAGUCCAGUCCAUCUGCAACGCACUGGGGGUGCCACACAUCCAGACCAAAUGGAAGCACCAAGUGUCAGACAACCGUGACUCAUUCUAUGUCAGCCUCUACCCAGACUUCUCCUCCCUCAGCAGGGCCAUCCUAGACCUGGUGCACUUUUUCAAGUGGAGGAUGGUCACAGUGGUGUAUGAUGACAGCACAGGUCUUAUCCGGUUACAGGAGCUCAUUAAGGCACCCUCUCGUUACAAUAUCCGGUUAAAAAUCCGACAGCUGCCAGCAGAGACAAAAGACACCAAGCCACUUCUUAAGGAGAUGAAGCGAGGGAAAGAGUUCCAUGUGAUCUUUGAUUGUGGACAUGAGAUGGCUGCUACCAUUCUUAAACAGGCUCUUGCUAUGGGGAUGAUGACAGAGUACUACCACUAUAUUUUUACUACACUGGAUCUGUUUGCGCUGGACGUCGAGCCUUACCGCUACAGUGGGGUGAACAUGUCAGGGUUCCGUAUUUUAAACACAGAGAACAGCCAAGUGUCCUCCAUCAUUGAAAAGUGGUCCAUGGAGCGCCUUCAAGCACCUCCCAAACCUGAUUCUGGCUUACUAGAUGGCUUUAUGACGACGGAUGCAGCACUGAUGUACGACGCAGUGCAUGUGGUGGCCGUAGCGGUGCAGCAGUCUCCACAGAUCACAGUCAGCUCUCUCCAGUGUAACCGGCACAAACCCUGGCGCUUUGGUAACCGCUUCAUGACGCUCAUCAAAGAGGCCCACUGGGAUGGUUUGACCGGACGGAUAAAUUUCAACAAAACCAAUGGCUUAAGGACAGAUUUCGAUCUGGAUGUGAUCAGCCUGAAGGAGGAAGGACUGGAGAAGAUUGGAACAUGGGACCCUGUAAGUGGCCUGAACAUGACUGAAAAUCAGAAGGGAAAGAUGUCGAACAUCACAGACUCACUCACCAACAGGACACUAUAUGUGUCUACAAUACUGGAGGAGCCCUAUGUGAUGUUCAAGAAGUCAGACAAGCCUCUGCAUGGCAAUGAUCGUUUCGAGGGAUACUGCAUCGACCUGCUGCGGGAGCUUGCCCACAUCCUGGGCUUCAUCUAUGAGGUGCGGCUGGUCGAGGACGGCAAGUACGGAGCGCAGGAGGAGAGCACGGGCCAGUGGAAUGGCCUGGUGCGCGAGCUCAUGGACCAUAAAGCUGAUCUUGCAGUGGCUCCCCUAGCCAUCACCUACGUGCGGGAGAAAGUCAUCGAUUUCUCCAAGCCAUUCAUGACCCUGGGGAUAAGUAUUCUGUACCGCAAACCCAACGGCACCAACCCAGGGGUGUUCUCCUUCCUCAACCCUCUUUCCCCCGACAUCUGGAUGUAUAUUCUGCUGGCUUACUUGGGUGUCAGUUGUGUGCUGUUUGUCAUAGCCAGGUUUAGCCCCUACGAAUGGUAUAACCCCCACCCAUGCAACCCCGACUCGGACGUGGUGGAAAACAAUUUCACCCUGCUAAAUAGUUUCUGGUUCGGAGUUGGAGCUCUCAUGCAACAAGGAUCUGAGCUCAUGCCCAAAGCCCUUUCCACCAGGAUAGUAGGAGGUAUCUGGUGGUUUUUCACCCUCAUCAUCAUCUCCUCCUACACGGCUAACUUGGCCGCUUUCCUCACAGUGGAGAGGAUGGAGUCUCCCAUUGAUUCAGCUGAUGACCUGGCCAAACAGACCAAAAUUGAGUAUGGUGUGGUGGAGGAUGGCUCCACAAUGACCUUCUUUAAAAAAACAAAGAUCUCCACAUACGACAAGAUGUGGGAGUUCAUGAGCAGUCGCAGGCAUUCAGUCAUGGUGAAGAGUGUGGAGGAGGGCAUUCAACGGGUGCUUACCUCCGAUUAUGCCUUCCUCAUGGAGUCCACCACAAUCGAGUACGUCACCCAGCGCAACUGCAAUCUCACGCAGAUAGGCGGCCUCAUUGACUCCAAAUCCUAUGGUGUUGGUACUCCUAUGGGCUCUCCAUACCGAGAUAAGAUCACCAUAGCAAUCCUGCAGCUCCAAGAAGAAGGGAAGCUGCACAUGAUGAAGGAGAAAUGGUGGAGAGGGAAUGGCUGCCCGGAGGAAGAGAGUAAAGAGGCCAGUGCCCUGGGUGUGCAGAACAUUGGAGGAAUCUUCAUUGUUCUGGCUGCUGGACUUGUUCUCUCUGUCUUUGUGGCAGUCGGGGAGUUCCUCUAUAAGUCUAAACAAAACGCACAACUUGAAAAGACUUUGCCAGCUGGAGAGCCAGCAACUCUCCUUGAUGUAUGUCUCUGAAGACAGAAGGGAUUUGGUUCAUAUGCUCAGAUGGCCACCAUGCUUUUCAUCUUGUCUCUCCUCUACAGCCUUGUCUCACAUGCCCCAUUUCACCUCAUUUUUCCUCCCUUGCUUUACUAAGUGCAUGGGUUAAGUGAGGAAUGUUGACACAUUUGAAACUAAAUCCGAAUCAAGUAGUUUGUAUAUUUGAGAAAAUAUUUAUUUUUCACGAGUACUCUAUGUGAUGUUUUUUCAAAUUCACAUUCAAUUCUUACAGUGGUGUUUGCUGAUUUCAAUUUUAUCAUUUAUAUUUGUCCACAGGAAAUAUAUACAUUGUUUAUAAUACAAAUAAAUGCAGCGUUUGCAAGAUUAAUGACUCAAUCUGUGAAUUACCAAAUCACUUCGUUAACCAAACAGUCUUUGUUGACUAGAGAAAUCUUUGGCACAGAUAUCAAGAUAUACAUCCUACACAUUAACCUCUGCUCAGCUUAACAACUAUCUUCAUUUGACCUGUUAACCAUGUAACAACAUGAAAAACAAGACUACGUCCUCAGCUUUUUUUGUUGUACACUGGUGAAAGCUGCCACUACCACUGUGAGUUGUGAGUUCCACAUAGCCCCAAUUAGCCCCUCUCAGCAGGGCUCUGGCUUUAAGAGCCAUCUCCAGCACCCUCCAUCGAUCUCUUCCAGUGGUAUUGUUUAUUCACUGAAAGCCACCAUAUCGAUGUUUCAGCAUAUCCUGUUGUGAGGUGUUAUUCUGUAGGCAAGUCCUUAGGUUGACUUAAAAGGAGAUGUGAGCCAUUGGCACACAGUACUGGCAAAUAUUCAAUCUUUUAAAAAGCAACUGCAGUGUAUUUCAUGAAAAGUAUAUAAAAACAAACAAAAAUACAUGAUGUAAAAAUGUAUUAUCUAAUAUUUGGAUUAUUUACUUGUUUACUUUCUAGAAAAGUAUUGUUUCAUUACUAGUAUAUUUUAUGAAAAGAUUGGUGGUUGGCUUAGACAUGAGUGCUGCACGUUGACGUCAGUCCUGAAGGAAGGGCUUAUCUCAUUCUGACUGUCAAAACCUUUAUGCUGGUCUAUCUAACACACUCACCAAUCGCACUCUAGUGAGAAAUCACUGAAAAUCAGGCCUUGUUAAUUUAAUUUUAGAGGUCAGAUAGUGGUAGGAGGCUUAGUGGUUUGCUUUAAAUGAGACCACUUGAAACCAGAGAAAAUUUGGGGAUUAAAUCAUGUUUCUACCAUAGUAGUGAAAAAAUACAAAUGCAACUGAUGUAUGUGUUGUACUACAUAGUUUAUUGCAAAAUAGCUGACAUGCAAUGAUAGUGCUCCUUGGUGAUCAUGGGUUUGAAUCCUGAUGCCCUCUGUGUCUGGGAGCCCAAAGGAUCAAAAUGCGGAAGUGGGUGGAUCACACUUUCCUCUGACUGUGUUACACCACCCCCAGAUUAUGCAUGAGCAAUUGUUUGAAAAGAUGCAGUUGGAGGAAGCACGUGUUAGCAUUUUCCCUCCCAUGUUGGCUAUUGUGUGAUAGGGGAAAGCUGCCUGAUGGGUGGGAAUUGCCCAUGACUAAAUUAAGUCAUUAAAUAAAUCAGAGGGAAAACUUAAAACAUCAACAGAUGUUGAGCACCAAACAAUGAAAAUUAAUCUCCUUAGAAAUAGAGCUGUUACCUUUAUUUAAAGUACUGUACAUGUCAAGCUAUUUAGUUCACACUGAUCACAUUCAGUUUCACACUGUCUGGGAUGUUAUUCGAUUUAUUUGAGCUUAAAGCUUCAUGCUAGAUGCUUUCCCACCACGAGUGAGUACAUAUAUCAUGCAAAUUGUCAGUACUGGACUGCCAGAGUAUCAUAAACAUGCAUUACCACUGCAUACGAUCAAAUAAAAUUUAUUACCUCAACAAAAUAAGCUUAGUGUGCACGAAGCCACUCUCCAUGUGUUGGGUGUAAAAGGGACAUUUAUUACACAGAUGGUGUCUGAACAUGGGGGCGUGACAACAGGAAAAGAGGCAGCUGGAGUUGCUCUUUAAUGAACAAGGCAAUAUGGUCAUGGCAGCAGCUUUUGAAAGCAGCACAUGAUGUAAAAGAUGGAUACUGCCUAAAAACAUGUUCCUUUUAACAUGGAACAAGACACGAUUAACCUAGUGAGACCGAUGGAGAUAUAUAUAUAUAUAUAUAUAUAUAUAUAUAUACACAAUUGUUUGGAUAUCAAUGAAUUGCAAACACAACACAGGUUUACCCCAAAAAAAUCUUUCUUAAAUAUAGGUGUGUUGGCACCCGUAUGAGUUCAUAUGAGAAAAAUAUAUUUGAAAUAUAUUCCCAUUCAUAUGGUAUUUUUUUUUGUACACCUGGGUGACUAGGAACAAGAAAUUGUUCAACCAUGACUUCCUGUUUCACAGAGGUAUACAUAUGAGGUAACACAUAGACCAAAUUCCCUGAGUCAUUCAUAACAAUAGACCAAGGAAUAUAGCUGUGAUGUGCAGCAAAAGGUUAUUUAGCUUCACAAAAUGGGAAGUGGCUAUAAGAAAAUAGCACAAGCACUGAAAAUCCCCAUCAGGGCAAUAAGAAGUUCCAGUCAACUGAAAAUGUUAUGAAUCAACCUGGAAUUGGAAGUGUGUCUAUACUGACUCAAUGCACUAGGGAUCACAACUUGAGAAUUGCAGGAGUUAGUUGAAUCUUGGUCAUAAAGUCUCCAAAAUUACAAUCCGAAGUCACCUACAUCACCACAAAUUGUUUGGAAGAAUUUCAAGAAAAAAGCCUCUACUCUCAAAUGUCUUUAGUUUGCCAGACACUACUGGAACUUCAAAUGGGAUUGGGUUCUAUGGUCAGAUGAAAUCAAAAUAGAGCUUUUUGGCAAUAAGCACCAGAGGUGGUUUUGGCACACAGAGAGGGGUAGCCAUAUGGAAAAGUACCUCAUGUCCAUGGUUAAAUAUGGGGCUGGCUCUUUAAUGUUUUGAGGCUGUUUUUCUGCCAGAGGACCUGGACAUUUUGUUAGGGUACUUGGCAUCAUGGACUAUCAAGCAACAGAUUUAAUAUCAACAGAUAUUAAAUGAAAACCUGACUGCCUCUGGCAGAAAACUUAAAGGGGGCCGUGGUUGGAUCUUUCAGCAGGACAGUGAUCCAAAACAUACAUCAAAAUCAACACAAAAAUGGUUUACUGACCACAAAAUCAAGGUUCUGCCAUGGCUUUCCCAGUCCCCCGACUUGAAACCCAUAGAAAUCCUGUGGGGUGAACUGAAGAGGAGAGUCCACCAGUGUGGACCUUGAAAUAUGAAGGAUCUGGAGAGAUUCUGUAUGGAGGAAUGGUGUCGGAUCUCUUGCCAUGUAUUCUCCAACCUCAUCAGGCAUUAUAGGAGAAGACUCAGAGCUGUUAUCUUAGCAAAGGGAGGUAGCACAAAAUAUUGACUAAAAGGGUGCCAAUAAUUGUUGCACAUCUAUAUUUAACAAAGAUAUAUUUUUUUGAUAAACCUGUGUUAUGUUUGCAAUUGUUUGAUAUCCACGAGGGCAGAGUAUUUAUUUAUUUUUUUAAUUAAACAUCAAAAGGUUAAACAAUAAAGACAAAUUUUCACAGCCUUCUUUGCUCAUAAAUGGUCUGCACUUAUAUAGCGCUGUUAUCCAAAGCGCUUUACACUGUGUCUCAUUCACCCAUUCAUACACACCAAUAGUAGCAAAGCUGCCAUGCAAGGUGCUAACUUGCCAUCGGGAGCAACUUGGGGUUCAGUGUUUUCCCUAAGGACACUUCGGCAUGUGGAGUCACAUGGGCUGGAAAUCGAACUGCCAACCCUACAAUCAGUGGACAACCUGCUCUACGCCAUAG